AUGAUUUCUGGAUGUGGCUGUGUAACCAACAAAACUCCGCUGUUAUUUCAGACAUCUCUUGCAGGUUCAUUUCCAUCUUCACUAUGGCAUUCAAAACUCAGAUUGAACACCACUAAAAGGGCUCCAUUAUUUCCUUGUGUAAAGUGUGAAAAAACAGAUGAUGAGAAAGAGAAACCAUCUUUUGAGAAACUAUCUGUUGAGAGGGCCCCAUAUCAUAGUUACAAAGACUCAAUAUCCGGGCAGGUUGAGCCAGCUUCAGGUGCCCGGGCAAGUAUCCUCGGGCAGGAUUAUUUACCAGAGGGCACAGUCGGUCAAGCCCGGGCAGCCGGUGCCCCUGGGCCCACUGACACAUCAUCUGUAGCUCCAUCUUAUGGUCAAAAUCCAGGAAGCAGAAGGAAAAUGAAAAUGUACAACAAGUCCUCCUCAACAACUCCUGCUUCCAAUUCCACUGAAACAAAUACAGUUUCAGAUCAAGAAGACGAUUUGAGUGAAGAUUUAGAUCUUGAUUUGACUGAAGGAUUUGAAGAAUCAAAAGACGAGUUUUCUGACUUUGUGGUUUAUCAAAAGGAAUCUGAAAUGGAGAAGUUAAGUGGAUAUGAACUCGACAAAAAGAUUGGAAACCCUCACCCUUUUAUUGAUCCUCAAAAGAGAAAACCAAUUAAGGAGCCUCUUACAAGUGAAGAGUUAUGGUGGAAUUGGAGAAAACCAGAUAAAGAACAAUGGUCCAGGUGGCAGAAGAAACGACCCGACGCUGAAACAGUGUUUCUCAAGGCCAUGGCAGAAACCGGUCAAAUUAAGCUUUUUGGUGAAGAGCCAACUUUGACUGAAACUGCUCUUUACAGAGCUAGAAAGCAUUUAUAUAAAGAAGAAAGGCUGCAGGCUGAACGUGAGAGAUUGCAGAAAGAAGGUCCAUUAGCAUACUAUUCAGAAUGGGUGAAAGCAUGGAAAAAGGACACAUCACGUGAAGCUGUUGAAAAACAUUUUGAAGAAACUGGAGAAGAUGAAAACACACAGUUGAUAGAAAUGUUUUCAUGUCAAACAGCUGCUGAAUAUCGCAUAAUGAUGGGAACUGAUCAUCGGAUUUCAAGAGAUCCAUUGGCUAUGAGGAUGAGAGAGGAUCAAAUUAAGCAAAUAUGGGGUGGAGAUCCGGUUUAUCCAACAGUGAAUUAUAUCCAAGAUCCAGAUCAAGUGAUUGAUUUCAGAGGCCCUGAUUUUCAUGAACCUACACCUAAUAUUUUAGCUUAUUUGCAAGAGAAUGGGAAUAUAACAUCGAAGGAGGAAAUUGAUAAAAUAUUGGCCUCAGAGAAGGUUGAAAAAGUAAAGGUAAAAUCACCGGUUUCUGAUGAUGAAGCUAUGGCUAAAGCUGUUGAUAUUGGUGAAAAGGAGGAUAGUGAUGAUGAGGGAAAAUUUGAGGAUGAUGAAAAUAUUACACGCAAUUGGAGUGUAUUGAAAACUACUCCCGAGCUUCGCAAAUCAAAGCCAAAACCUACAAAAGGGAAAGGAUAUUGGAACAUAAUUUUUGUGAGAUGUGGUGUGGAUACUUUUGAUAGAUGAGUUGUCUGUGGGACCGGUUGGUGUGGAUACUUUUGAUAUUCCAUUAUUUGAUAAUUGUACAAGAUUCAUUUUUAUAAUGGAAGAUUUUGUUGUUGUAGAUUUAGAAUAUCAUCCAUGUAGAAUGCAACAAUUUAUUCAUAAAAAGCAUGUUAAAUAAGUAGUUUUUGAUAAAUUGUAUACAUAAUUUGUCAAACACAAAAAAUGAUUUAUAGACUUAUUGUAUUUUGGUAC
Molecule: messenger RNA, 1785 nt
Organism: Lactuca saligna
Lineage: Eukaryota; Viridiplantae; Streptophyta; Magnoliopsida; Asterales; Asteraceae
Source: the annotation of a GenBank genome assembly